Urocitellus parryii (Arctic ground squirrel) is the source of this 3635-nucleotide messenger RNA. The record is from RefSeq and is a predicted model, not a curated record. Lineage: Eukaryota; Metazoa; Chordata; Mammalia; Rodentia; Sciuridae.
AUGGAGCGGCACCGGCCGCGGCUGCACCACCCAGCCUAUGGCUCCGCCGCCGGGGCCCCCUAUCCCUCCUCUGCCUUGCUCCGCAGCUGCCGGGAGAGCAAGAUUCAGCGCAAGAAGGGCCCCCAACACCCUCCGUUGCCUCGCGGGCCAGAGGAUCCUGGGGAGAAACGCCCCAAAUUUCAUUUAAAUAUUAGAACACUGACGGAUGAUAUGCUGGACAAAUUUGCCAGCAUAAGAAUUCCAGGGAGCAAGAAAGAGAGGACUCCUCUUCCCAACGUGAAGACUGUGUUUGCAGGCCAUGACUGCUCAUCAGCACCUUCAGAGAUCAUGGGAAGCAUCCGAAAGCCACUGUCAGAGAAUGAAGUCCUACAGCUUUUUGAAGAGAUGAUGGAAGAUAUGAAUUUAAAUGAAGAUAAAAAGGCACCAUUGCGGGAAAAAGACUUCGGYAUCAAAAAAGAAAUGGUGAUGCAGUACAUUAAUACUGCUUCUAAGACAGGAAGUCUUAAAAGCAGUCAACAGAUUUCACCUCAGGAAUUCAUCUAUGAACUCAAAAUGGGGUCUGAGGAUGAGAGACUUGUGACAUACUUGGAGUCCCUCCGGGUGUCUUUGACCAGCAAUCCUGUGAGUUGGGUCGAAAGCUUUGGACAUGAGGGACUUGGAUUAUUACUAGACAUUUUGGAAAAAUUGAUUAGUGGAAAAAUCCAAGAAAAAGUUGUAAAGAAGAACCAACACAAAGUCAUACAGUGUCUAAAGGCCUUGAUGAAUACACAGUAUGGUUUAGAAAGAAUUAUGAGUSAAGAAAGGAGUCUUUCCUUAUUGGCCAAAGCCAUGGAUCCCAAGCACCCCAGUAUGAUGACAGAUGUGGUUAAGCUCCUUUCCGCUGUGUGCAUUGUAGGAGAGGAAAGCAUCCUUGAAGAAGUUUUAGAAGCUUUAACUUCAGCUGGAGAAGAAAGAAAAAUUGACAGAUUUUCUUCUAUUGUGGAAGGCCUUCGGCAUAAUUCAGUUCAACUGCAAGUAGCUUGUAUGCAGCUCAUAAACGCCCUUGUUACAUCUCCUGAUGAUUUGGACUUCAGGCUUCAUAUCAGAAAUGAAUUUAUGCGUUGUGGAUUGAAAGAGAUAUUGCCAAGUUUAAAACGUAUUAAGAAUGAUGGCCUGGAUAUCCAACUUAAAGUCUUUGAUGAGCAUAAGGAAGAAGAUUUGAUUGAGUUCUCUCAUCGUCUGGAAGAUAUUAGAGCUGAACUUGAUGAAGCAUCUGAUGUUUACAACAUGGUAUGGAACACAGUUAAGGAAACCAGAGCAGAGGGAUAUUUUAUUUCUAUUCUUCAGCAUCUUUUGCUGAUUCGAAAUGAUUAUUUUAUAAGACAACAGUACUUCAAAUUAAUCGAUGAAUGUGUAUCCCAGAUUGUAUUGCAUAAAGAUGGAAUGGAUCCAGAUUUCACAUAUCGAAAACGAUUGGAUUUAGAUUUAAGUCAAUUUAUUUUUGUCAAUGCAAUUUUAGAUGUUUGCAUAGAUCAAGCAAAACUAGAAGAGUUUGAAGAAAAGGCAUCAGAACUUCACAAAAAAUUUGAAAAAGAGUUUACUGACCACCAAGAAACUCAGGCUCAAUUGCAAAAAAAAGAAGAAAAGAUUAAUGAGCUUCAAGUGCAAUUACAAGCUUUUAAAUCCCAGUUUGGUGCCUUGCCAGCUGAUGUCAGUAUUUCUUUGCCACCUUCAAAAGAAGAUGGAGCUGGUCUCCCACCACUUCCUGCUCCCCCUCCAUUGCCCUCUUGUGGAGGGUUGCCACCUCCACCACCCCCUCCACCACCACCUCCACUCCCAGGAAUGCCCUUGCCAUUUGGUGGUCCUGUGCCUCCACCUCCUCCUCUGGGCUUUUUUGGUGGUAGAAACUCUCCUCCUCCACCAACACUGCCAUUUGGGAUGAAACCAAAGAAAGAAUUUAAACCUGAAACCAGCAUGAGAAGAUUGAAUUGGUUAAAGAUCAGACCUCAUGAAAUGACUGAAAACUGUUUCUGGAUAAAAGUAAAUGAAAAUAAGUAUGAAAAUAUGGAUUUACUUUAUAAACUUGAGAAUACUUUUUGUUGCCAACAAAAAGAGAAAAGAGAUGAAGAAGAUUUUGAAGAGAAGAAARCUAUUAAGAAAAAGAUUAAAGAACUUAAAUUUCUAGAUUCUAAAAUUGCUCAGAACCUUUCAAUCUUUCUGAGCUCUCUUCGGGUGCCAUAUGAGGAAAUAAAAACGAUGAUAUUGGAAGUGGAUGAAACACAGUUGGCAGAGUCUGUGAUUCAGAACUUAUUAAAGCAUCUUCCUGAUCAAGAGCAAUUAAAUUCCUUGUCUCAGUUCAAGAGUGACUAUAACAACUUAUGUGAACCUGAGCAGUUUGCUGUUGUGAUGAGCAAUGUGAAGAGACUGCGGCCACGGCUCAGUGCUAUUCUCUUUAAGCUUCAGUUUGAAGAGCAGGUGAACAACAUCAAACCUGACAUCAUGGCUGUCAGUACUGCCUGCGAAGAGAUAAAGAAGAGCAAAAGCUUCAGCAUGUUGCUGGAACUUGUAUUGCUAAUGGGAAACUACAUGAACGCCGGCUCCCGGAAUGCUCAAACCUUCGGAUUUAACCUUAGCUCUCUCUGUAAACUAAAGGACACAAAAUCAUCAGACCAGAAAACAACAUUACUUCAUUUCCUGGUAGAAAUAUGUGAAGAAAAGUACCCUGAUAUCCUGAAUUUUGUGGACGAUUUGGGACAUUUAGACAAAGCUAGUAAAGUCUCUGUAGAAAUGCUGGAAAAGAAUUUGAAGCAGAUGGGAAGGCAGCUUCAACAGCUUGAGAAAGAUUUGGAAACCUUUCCCCCUCCUGAGGACAUGCAUGACAAGUUUGUGACAAAGAUGUCCAGCUUUGUUAUCACUGCAAAAGAACAAUAUGGMAAACUUUCAAAGUUACUUGAAAACAUGGAAAAAUUGUACCAGAGUAUAAUGGUAUAUUAUGCCAUUGAUAUGAAGAAGGUAUCUGUGGAAGACUUUUUUACUGACUUAAAUAACUUCAGGACUACAUUCAGGCAAGCAAUAAAGGAGAACAUCAGAAAAAGAGAAGCAGAGGAAAAAGAAAAACGUGCCAGAAUAGCUAAAGAAUUAGCAGAGAAAGAAAGACUUGAACGCCAGCAAAAGAAAAAGCGCUUACUAGAAAUGAAGACUGAGGGUGAUGAGACAGGAGUGAUGGAUAGUCUGCUGGAGGCCCUGCAGUCAGGGGCUGCCUUCCGCGACAGAAGAAAAAGAACACCGAAGCCGAAAGAUAUUCGGCAAAGUCUCAGUCCAUUGUCUCAGAGGCCUGUUCUGAAAGUUUGUAACCAUGAAAAUCAGAAAGUGCAGUUGACAGAAGGGUCACGUUCACACUACAGUAUCAAUUGCAACUCCACAAGGACUACAGUCGCCAAGGAGCUUAAUUAUAAUCCAGACACUCGUACGUCUACAGAGAGGAUCAAGGCAGUUGAGAAGAAGGAAGCCUGUAAUGUAGAAAGCACCAGAAAAAAGGAAAUGGAACUUCUUGGCUCUGUUUCUAAAAACGAAUCAGUUCCCGAAGUUGAAGCCCUGCUGGCAAGAUUACGAGCUUUAUAAAUUAAACUGGCAAAAAAAUGAUUAAGCCAAAUAUA